AUGGCGUACAACGCCGUCUCCCAGGCCGACCAUGAUGCGACCUACAACGCCAGCGACUCUGAUGCCUCCCGCAGUCCCUCUCCACGUCGCCGAUCGUUCCAACAGCUACCCUUAGAUGCGGAUCAUAUUGGAGGAGGCUCUCAUUUGCAGACCGCGAAGAGUGCCCAGGAAUCGAAUAUCCCAAGUUUAGGCUCGAUGAUCCGAUCCAUGACCUCCACCAGCUACGAUAUGGUCGAGGAAGAUGACUACGAAGCCGUCGAUCCUUCGGCGAGCCGGAGGUCUAAUAGUCCCCGUCGCGUGCCUCCGCUCAACACUACCGUUGGCGCUACGACGAGCGCUACCUCGCCCACUGCCCACGCCGGCUCCCCUGAACCGCCCCUCCGGACCCCUAUCACCGACACCCCCGUUCCUCUCUCCCACCCGACCCCCGGCCUUGAAUCGCUCCAAGGUGCCUACCUCAAUAAUGUCGAGCGUCUGGAACGGAGUGCCGAACGUCUCAGCUCCAGCUCGGCAGAUAUCGGAAGUGAAAUUCGCCGCAUGAACCGCGAACAGAAGAAACGUUCCUCCAGUUCCGCCUCAAACGCGACCGCCGCUGACGGCUUCCCCUCCCGGGCCAACAUGUCCUCUCAGGGGUCAAUUCAAUCGGCCUCGCGCCUGGCACAGGUGUCCGAACAUGGUCCUGAAGAACGCUAUUACCAACCGACAACUCGAGAUCCCGUGGAACCUAUGCUACCUCCGCCACCGCCGCCUCAUAACCACCUCAGCCACGUCGACCUCGAUUUCAACUACAAUCAUGAUCAUCAGUACGACCUUUCGCCCCCCGAUGAGAUCGAACGACCCGCCACGGCGGCUUCGACCGACACGUAUCAACAGGCUCGGGCCUUGUUUGGAGACUUUGACGGUGUACACUACGUGCCAGGGGACAGGGGCCAUGACUUGGCGCGACAGCUGUCCUUGACGAGGCCACCACUAGCCCGAAACUCUGAGUCCCACAAGGAGCCCCGGAAUGGCGAAGACAUGGUGUUCUAUCCUGCCCCGGUGCCUAGGAUGUUGAACCUGCCGCCGAAGCUGUCUCAACGGCCCAAUGCCGACCGGGAGAAGCGUCGCACACAACUACUGGGGUCGGUCCCUUCGGAGAAUCGAAAGUCGGCCCCGUGGCUGGCGGCGACGGAUUCCCAGGAUGGAGGCGCAGCGAAGCCUGAGAAGCAGCUGAAAAACCUCCCUCCCCAACUUCGUGCCAGCGUCUUCUUCGAGCCGCCGGCUGCGACGCUUGACAUCGACGUCAAGAAAGAAUCGGCCGUAGAGACGCUUGAUAGCAUCCUCGAUGCCUCGGCACACGCCCCCGUGACUGCCUUCACCGACCAUCCGUAUGCCGGUCACCUGGGCCGGGAGGUUUACGGCAGCACCAAGCCCAAGGUGUUACGCAAGAAAAACCCCUCCCGGAGUGCCCUGCUGGCUCCCCAACACUCCGACUCCGACACGCGGGCCAACUCACUCGCGUCACGUCAGCCAUAUCUCCAAACGGAGGCAGACGCGGCGAACUUACAUGAAGGGACAUCGUUACGCGAAGGAUCUCGUGACGGCCCUGAACAGGAUGGAGAGCACCCCUAUGGUGACGAGGAGGAAGAGAAGGAGCCGGAGGUUCCGUUCACGGGGCCUCCCACGACCCUUCUCGCGGAACUGGAGCAGAGGAAGCAUCAACUUAAACAACGGAACCGCACUGCCGCUACCGAUGCCAUGCAUUCCACUCUGCUGCAAAUGGAUGCCGUGGCUCAAAAGCAGAGCGAGCAUAGGCGGCAGCGGCCUAUCACUUUGGCCUGGGAGGGCAACGAUGCUCACAAUGCCGACGAGGAAGAGGACGACGACGUGCCGCUGGGCAUGCUCUUCCCGGACAAAACACACCCGGCCGACGAGCAGCGCCCGUUGGGCCUCAUGGAGAAACGAGAGAUGGAGGAAGGGGAACCCUUGAGCCACCGCCGCGCACGACUACGUGGUGAAGCGCCGCCCCCUCCGCCCCGUACCCCUGACAGGCGCCCAGUGACGAUGUACUCGCAGCAGGUCCCGGCCGCUGAAGGAACGGCGGAGCCCGAGAGCGGCGACGAGGGAGAAACUCUGGCGCAGCGCAUUGCACGCAUGAAGACAAACAACCGCACGAGCACCGCGGCCGAGAGUGAAUUCGCCACGGAGAUCCUUGCGGAACUCAGUCACUUGCAGGGCGAUGAUGACAAGCCCAAGGAGGUUGCCCCCGAGGACGAAACGCUGGCACAGCGGCGCGCUCGACUGCAGAAGGAGGCGGAAGCCAAGAAUUCUACCCUCAAGAUCCCCAGAUACCGCAGAAGCAUGGCGGACAUCCUCCACGCCCGGCGACCGGUCCCCGUGCCUCGCCCGUCAUUCAACGAGGCCGCAGCAACCCAAAGACCCGCUACUCAGCGCCAUCUUGAUCACCGGAUGUCCAUGCAACAAUUCCCGACGAAUUUCGGAAUGUCCGGGCGUGCGUCCUACCAUCCAGGAGCCGCGAGGACGGACUCGUUUGGGCCUGGACCUGCCAUGGCCCAUCCAAACACCUUCUACUCCGAUGCGGUGCUCGGGAUGGGCCAUAUGAGCUACGCCAUGCCACAUAAUUACCAUGCCAAGGACGGUCCGCAAGUGAUUGAUCCCGGUCAGCGGGAUGUGAUUGAUCGUUGGAGACAGAGCAUUGUAUAG
This is a messenger RNA of Aspergillus affinis, 2703 nucleotides long. RefSeq lists its product as uncharacterized. The record is from RefSeq and is a predicted model, not a curated record. The transcript has a single exon. Bases 1 to 2703 code for a protein of 900 amino acids. NCBI's taxonomy places the organism in Eukaryota, Fungi, Ascomycota, Eurotiomycetes, Eurotiales, Aspergillaceae.